This is a messenger RNA of Rhizoctonia solani, 1509 nucleotides long. Its product is annotated as DNA repair and recombination protein RAD22. The record is from RefSeq and is a predicted model, not a curated record. Bases 1 to 1509 code for a protein of 502 amino acids. Lineage: Eukaryota; Fungi; Basidiomycota; Agaricomycetes; Cantharellales; Ceratobasidiaceae. The transcript has 6 exons. Gene Ontology annotation, biological process: double-strand break repair via homologous recombination; double-strand break repair via single-strand annealing; mitotic recombination. Gene Ontology annotation, cellular component: nucleus.
AUGGAGGAAAAUAUGUCUAUGAACCAUGUUCUUUCUGCACACCUGCUUGAUAGCUUUGACCAUAGUCGUCGGGCAUCAGCCCCGCCAUUUGGUGGACACGGACAGGCUGGCCAUGGCUCUUCAACGCAACUUGGGUUUUUCCCUAUGACACACGGAAGCUACUCCCAAAUGUCUAUGAUGAGCAACAAUAGCCUUUCGGUGGAGCAGCUUGCCCAGAUGCAAGCAAAGCUCAACAAAAAACUUGGGCCGGACCUUCACCUCAAUAUUUAUGCAGAUUUAUAUCCCAACGCCCCGGCCCAGGAGGAGGCGAGUCCCAAGCUCACGUAUGCAGAAGGUUGGAAGAUUAUCAACCUUGCCAACGAAGUUUUUGGAUUCAACGGCUGGUCAUCCUCGGUCCUGUCAAUUACUACAGAUUAUAUCGACCAAAAUCCGGAAACGCAUCGGUACAAUGUUGGAGUCUCCGCUCUUGUUCGGGUUACCCUUCGUGAUGGCGCUUUUCAUGAAGACGUUGGAUUCGGCGCUCUGGAAAACUCAAGGGGAAAAGGCGCUGCGCUAGACAAGUGCAAAAAAGAGGCAGUAACUGAUGCGAUCAAGCGAACCUUGCGCAACUUUGGUAAUGUUUUAGGUAACUGUCUGUACGAUAAACAGUACGUGUCAGAAAUAGCAAAGGUUAAGGCGCCGGUGGUCAAGCUCGACCAAGAGUCUCUUCAUCGUCGACCUGACCUUGCCGGGCCGGUACCAAAUAUGCCUCCUCCGCGCGAAUCUACACCUCAGUCCACGACCUCUUUCGCACGAAAUUUGCCUCCUCGUCCUCUCGGAAAUCCCUCUCCACUUGCGACAUCGACCCCCGUUACUAACCGCACCCUUGGAAAUGAAUUACCUACUCCGGACACCUCACUUGUUGGUCCUCCAGCUAUCGCUCAAUCUGUUCAGCCUGCCCAGCCUGCGCCUCAAACCAAGGUUUCUCGUAACAUCAAUCCUCAACCCCCUCGUAGCGCUAGCCCAAUAACUCGGCCUACUCAUCCUCCGAACACGGACAAUAGCAAUACCCGUGUGACUCCGCCAGUUUCAGAGGUAAAUCCCGAAGAUCCAGCCCCACCAGCCCCAGUGGAGCCUACUUCAGGCCAGGCCUUAUUUGACAUACGGCUUGUGGGAGAGUUGCCUGAAGAUGGGAGCGUGUACGGUGGUUCGGAGGACGAUGCCUUCUUCGACAAUAUUUUACCAGGUGAACUUGAUAUAGAAGUCCCUGAUGUUCCGCCCGUGCCUCCUCGCAGUGCGAGACCCCAGAUUUCUAAACCAGAUUCUCGUGCUUCCCCCACGGCUCAGGAAGAGCCAAGUAACACAUCCGAUUCAGUUAGUUCACCUCCUGGUGCGACUAGUAACGGAAUCCUGGAAGAAUCUGUUACCAAGCGUCCUCGCAUUCGGCUUGCUGACGCUAUUCGUGGUGGGGCUCCUGGCACCGGUGGGUCUGGGCCAGGUGUGGGUCAGAAACGUCAGCGAACCAAUUGA